This is a messenger RNA of Odobenus rosmarus divergens (Pacific walrus), 3392 nucleotides long. RefSeq names its product solute carrier family 30 (zinc transporter), member 9 (gene SLC30A9). Gene Ontology annotation, biological process: positive regulation of transcription by RNA polymerase II; zinc ion transport; transmembrane transport. Gene Ontology annotation, molecular function: monoatomic cation transmembrane transporter activity. The coding region runs from base 143 to 1855 and encodes 570 amino acids. The transcript has 18 exons. Lineage: Eukaryota; Metazoa; Chordata; Mammalia; Carnivora; Odobenidae. The record is from RefSeq and is a predicted model, not a curated record. Gene Ontology annotation, cellular component: nucleus; membrane.
GAUGUUACCAUUUCCGGGUCAAUGAGGCCGCAGCGGCGGCGCAGGCGUGAGCGUUAGCAGGUGUCCAGUCUAUGGAGUUAGUUCCCCGCGGCGUCGCGGAGGCAGGAGGUGGUGUCCGAGUGGGGGCCUUUGCCCCGCCAGGAUGUUACCGGGCUUGGCCGCCGCCGCUGCGGCCCACAGAUGUAGCUGGUCCUCCCUGUGCCGGCUCCGUCUGCGCUGCAGGGCGGCGGCCCACGGCUCCAGCGAGCGCCAGGAAUGGCAGAAUUUAGUGACAUUGGGAAGCUUUUCAAACAUGGUUCACUGUAGUCACCCAUAUAUUUGUACACUGAGUCAAGUGAAGUCAUAUUCCACAAAUGUACAGAAAGAAGGACAGGGAUCACAGACUCUCAGAGUGGAAAAAGUACCAUCAUUUGAUGAAACAGCAGAAAAUAUAGGCGCUGAACUGAAAGCUCCACUUAAGCAAGAACCUCUCCAAGUAAGAGUCAAAGCAGUCCUUAAGAAGAGGGAAUAUGGACCAAAGUACACUCAGAAUAAUUUCAUCACUGGAGUCAGAGCAAUAAAUGAGUUCUGCCUUAAAUCCAGUGAUCUAGAACAACUUCGAAAAAUCAGACGACGAAGUCCUCAUGAAGAUACUGAGUCCUUUACUGUAUACCUGAGGUCAGAUGUGGAGGCAAAAUCUUUGGAAGUUUGGGGAAGCCCUGAGGCUCUUGCCAGAGAGAAAAAACUGCGGAAGGAAGCAGAAAUAGAAUACAGAGAAAGGCUAUUUAGAAACCAAAAAAUAUUAAGAGAAUAUAGAGACUUCCUGGGAAACACCAAGCCACGGUCCAGAACGACAUCAGUUUUUUUUAAAGGGCCAGGAAAAGUGGUGAUGGUUGCCAUUUGCAUCAAUGGAUUAAACUGCUUCUUUAAAUUUCUUGCCUGGAUUUAUACCGGUUCAGCAAGUAUGUUCUCUGAAGCUAUACACUCUUUAUCUGAUACUUGUAAUCAGGGUUUACUGGCAGUGGGCAUCAGUAAGUCUGUUCAGACACCAGAUCCUACUCAUCCGUAUGGAUUUUCAAAUAUGCGCUAUAUUGCUUCACUAAUUAGUGGUGUUGGUAUUUUCAUGAUGGGUGCAGGAUUAUCUUGGUACCACGGAAUCAUGGGAUUGCUUAAUCCUCAACCAAUAGAAUCUCUUCUAUGGGCAUAUUGUAUUUUAGCAGGAUCAUUAGCAUCUGAAGGAGCAACACUUCUUGUUGCUGUAAAUGAACUUCGUAGGAGUGCUCGGGCCAAAGGAAUGUCAUUUUAUAAAUAUGUAAUGGAAAGUCGUGAUCCUAGUACAAAUGUGAUAUUACUGGAGGAUACCGCAGCGGUCUUGGGAGUGACAAUAGCAGCUACGUGUAUGGGCCUUACUUCUCUAACAGGUAAUCCACUGUAUGACAGCCUAGGUUCUUUGGGUGUGGGCACGUUAUUAGGCAUUGUCUCAGCAUUUCUCAUCUACACUAACACGGAAGCACUCUUAGGGCGAUCCAUCCAGCCAGAGCAAGUACAACGGCUUACUGAACUCCUGGAGAACGACCCAUCAGUAAGGGCAAUUCAUGAUGUUAAAGCCACAGAUUUGGGAUUAGGGAAAGUAAGAUUUAAGGCAGAAGUAGAUUUUGAUGGACGAGUUGUUACAAGAUCAUAUUUGGAAAAACAAGAUUUUGACCAAAUGCUACAGGAAAUUCAAGAAGUGAAAACUCCUGAAGAACUAGAGACCUUUAUGCUUAAACAUGGAGAAAAUAUUAUUGAUACUUUAGGAGCUGAAGUAGAUAGACUUGAGAAAGAACUGAAAAAACGAAAUCCUGAAGUUCGACAUGUAGAUUUGGAGAUACUAUAGAUUUGAUGGAAUGAAUCACCUUGGAGGGAGCCUUGGACUCAAGUUCGGCGAGCCUGCUCUCCCACACCAAAGGAGUCCAUGCCAUUCAGAAGCUGUUUUUUUUUUUAAGAUGGAGGAAAUAUUUAAUGUGAAGGGCAAUUCAGCAGUCUACAGAACUCAUACUACUUCAUACUUCUAAGAGACAUUACUAGUUGAAUCAAUUUGGAAAUCAUGUUUUUAUGUUUCAGUAGGGAACAUUUUAGUUAUUUAAAUUGUUCAUAAUUUUUCAUUUUACCCUGUCAGGAUGUAUUGUACCUUGCAAUCAUGUUUCCUUUCUUCACAUUGGUAAAAAUAAGCAGCAUCCAUAGGAUUAUGAUUUUUAAUUUUGUGACCACUGAAGAUUUCACUCCAUCAAAACCUGCCAAUCUUGAACAUUUUGGCUAAAUCUUGGUUUUUAAACAGUCACUCUGUUUUUUUCUUAUAGAAUGUGGAAAUUAUUUCUACAUAAUUCUGCCCUGAGCACUAAGAGGAACACUCUCCUAACCUAGUUAUCCAUAAAUGUUCAUUCCAGAAAUGGCUUAGUUACUGAAUUGAAGGAAGACAUGUCAGUCCACUCUUUUAGGUUAUAGUAGUUGCCAUUUUGUAAAAUUUUUAUCUCUCCUUAGCCUUUUUUCUUUAUUUAGUUUAAUUUUUCCAGUGUUGGAGAUACAAAAUAACCCUAGAUGUUUCCAUAGGCCAGUUUGAUGGCUGUUUUUUUUGUUUUUGUUUUUGUUUUUUAACUGGCUUCGGUGCCAUAAUGUGUAUUUACUAGGAGGUAAUGCAUUUAUAAGCAUUUUAACAUUCUGUAAAAUGAGUAGAAAUAUUUAUAAUUUUACAGACUGGACAGCAUUUUUAAUUUAUUUAAAAAGGCACUACUCAUGUAAAUCUGAACUGUGGGGUAUUUCUUGCUUUAAGAGAAAGAGAAGUAAAUCUCUUCUUAUGCGGAAACUUGUGGCCCCGAUUUUGUAUAAUAUAGUCAAUAGUGUGUCUGUAAUGUGAGUUUCUUGCAGUUAUAAAUGGACAUUUAACAUACUAUAUGACUAAAACAUUAAGUAAGUAGUUUUCUCUAAUGAUCAUAAGGUAUCCGGGUGAAAAAACAUACAAUUCAGUAAUAGAAAAUUUAGUGCAAAACACAGCUGUGUCUCCAUUCAUCAAAACAACUCCUAUGCACUUUACAUUGUUCAGGUAGCAGUGAGCGUUGUCCAGGCAAGAGCGGUGGCUGGGUGAUUUCUUUGCUUGAUAAGUGAGUGUUUGACCUAAGGACCUAACUAAUUCUAUGAGGUCAGUGUCUAAAAACUUGCUUAGGUUCAAGUUUAUGAAUCACAGCAAAUUGUAAUGCUGGAAACAAAAAAUAAACAUUUGAUUAAAGGGUUUGUAAUGGUAAUUUUUUGAUCCAGAAAUGUCAUUUAUUGGAGAAUUAUGAAAAUUUAUAUCGUUGUACAUUUUUUUUUACCAUUACAGAGCAUUUUGCAUGUUGUACAUUUUAAGUGAAAUAACAUUCCAGUUCUAUUUUUUGAAG